UCCUUAUUAUAUUUGACCACUAUACCAGAGUCCUGGCCACCAUCGAAAAUCUUGAAGCUUUAAUCUGUGGGAUAUAUCGAUAGAAACAGCGUACUAUGUUAUAUAUAAGGGAAGGUUCACACGGCCGGCCGGAUAAUACUUAGCUUACAAUAUGGUUAAUUCUUAAGUUCACACGUUAAGAGUACUCCCUUUCUGACAGAGCAAGUUUAUUUACGAAAACCUUGUUACUUCAAUGUUGCGCGGAUCUCGUUUUGUCAGACUUUUUCAGGGUGUAAUAAAUUGCCAAUACGUUAUCUUCUUCUGGGGUUUGCUACUCAUUGCAGCUACUCUAUCUUCUUUCUGGGUUCACCUUUUUUCGAGUGAGUCGAUCGCGACUGUUCGGAUUGAUCACUCUACGAACCAAGGACUAACUUGUUCAACAAACUACUCUACACCCUUUAGUAGUACUGAAAACGGUCCCGACACAUUGUCUAACACUUCAUGCCCGGACUAUUUCCGGUUCAUCCACGAAGAUCUAAAGCCAUGGAAAACCACAGGAAUUACAAGGGCCAUGGUGGAGAAAGCAAAGAAGACGGCACAUUUUCGGCUUGUGAUUGUUGAAGGAAAGGCUUAUAUUGAAAAGUACAAGAAGUCCAUACAGACGAGGGAUCUAUUUACCAUAUGGGGUAUUUUGCAGCUGCUUAGGAGGUACCCCGGGAAAGUACCCGACUUGGAGCUCAUGUUUGACUGUGAUGACCGUCCGGUCAUCCGGGACUAUUGGUGGAAUCCGACGCAGGUGCCACCGCUGUUCCGGUACUGUGGUGAUAAAUGGACAAAAGACAUUGUGUUCCCUGACUGGUCUUUCUGGGGCUGGGCCGAGAUUAACAUGAAACCAUGGGGAAGUUUAUUGAAAGAUAUCAAGAAAGGUAACGAGAGGAGCAAAUGGAUGGAAAGAGAACCUUAUGCAUACUGGAAAGGGAACCCCUUUGUAGCUAAAAAGAGGAGAGACCUUCUCAAAUGCAACGUCUCGAACACACAGGACUGGAAUGCGCGCUUAUUUAUCCAGGACUGGAUUCUUGAAUCUCAAGUAGGCUUCAAGCAAUCAGAUGUAACAAAGCAAUGCACAUAUAGGUACAAGAUAUAUAUCGAGGGAACUGGAUGGUCUGUUAGUGAGAAGUACAUUCUGGCCUGUGAUUCAGUAACAUUUCUGGUAACACCACAAUACUAUGAUUUCUUCUCAAGAAGUCUAGAGCCAAUGCGCCAUUACUGGCCUAUUAGGAAAGACAAGAAAUGCAAAUCCAUCAAGUUCGCUGUAGAUUGGGGAAAUGAUCACAAACAAAAGGCUCAAGCAAUUGGGAAUGCAGCAAGCACCUUCAUUCAGCAAGAACUGAAGAUGGACUAUGUGUAUGAUUACAUGUUUCAUCUACUAAAUGAAUAUGACAAACUCUCCAAAUUUAAGCCAAAAAUACCUGAAGGAGCUACACUUUUGUGCACAGAGAAGCUCACUUAUCAUGCAGAUGAGUCGGAGAAAAAGUUCAUGGACGAUUCAUUGGUGAAGAGUCCAUCCAUGACAAACCCCUGCACCCUUCCGCCUCCCUAUGAACCCCAAGAACUUAGCAACUUAGAUAGGAGUAAUAUCAAUUUAAUUAAACGAGUAGAAAAAUGGGAAGAUGAGUAUUGGGAUAACAUCCAUACGAGGCAACAAUAAUUCUAACUUUACCGAGGAUAAUCGGGAUUUAUAUAGAGAAACCAUUGCCUACCAUGUUAUCUCCAUGUAAAGCAAAUGGUUGAGUCAAUCACAAAUUUGUAGUAGCUAUUAGUUAACAGUUUAAAUUACUUGUCUGCUAUGAGACUUUUGGUUAUGAUUUUUUACCAUUAUGGCAUUUUAUAACAUUCACAAUAUACAAUGCAU
This is a messenger RNA of Argentina anserina (silverweed cinquefoil), 1891 nucleotides long. RefSeq lists its product as uncharacterized. Bases 233 to 1687 code for a protein of 484 amino acids. The record is from RefSeq and is a predicted model, not a curated record. The transcript has 7 exons. NCBI's taxonomy places the organism in Eukaryota, Viridiplantae, Streptophyta, Magnoliopsida, Rosales, Rosaceae.